Porites lobata is the source of this 11046-nucleotide messenger RNA. NCBI's taxonomy places the organism in Eukaryota, Metazoa, Cnidaria, Anthozoa, Scleractinia, Poritidae. The record is from the annotation of a GenBank genome assembly.
AAAUCAUAACGCGUUAUUAUUUGCUUUGUUGUAUGCAUAAUCAUUAAAUCUAGGUAUAUCACAGGAGGAUUAGAUAUCAGAGUUCAGUUGGCCGUUGCUGUAUUUCAAAUCAGUACGCUUUCGUAAUCAGACAUCCUCGCGAAAACGAGAAAGAAACCGGAAAGGAAUUUUAUCGUUCGCGGUAAUUGCAGGCAAGAAAUCAGCGGCUCAAGUGUGAGUAUUGUUAAGAUCUAACUAAGAUGCGUAUUUUUGUGACGUAUCACUGAUUCGCUUUGAUUUUCUCGAGGAACUGUUUCUAAAUUUCAGAUUUUAAGCCUGCUUGGUUUUUACCAUAACUAAUGAUACCUCAGUCAGACUUAUAUUUGUGAAUGUAACAUUAAUUUGCGUGGCACCGAGCUCAAAGUUCACUUCAAAGUUACGCGCUAUAGUUAGUGCUGACAGCACUGGGGUCAAAACCUCGUUAGGCAAAAGGUUAUGGAAAAUUAAAGGUAAGUUCUCUUUGACAUUCUAUUCUUGGGGUUUCACGAAAUGAUAUAUAAUCACCGUCAAGAAAACGAAACUUCUAUCGUUUACGAUGCUGAAGACUUGCCGCUUUAGCAUCCUUAUAAAUUACUUGCAUAAACAGAAUCAACAUCAUAACAUCAGUAACAGUAGAUCGAAAUAAUUAAGUCUCCUUUUUUCCUUCUCUUUAUGGUUGUUUUGACAUUCUCAGCUUUCUUUUAUUUCUGUCUAAAAUGACCGACACUUGGAGUGCCAGCAGUCCUUGGAGGAUUGCCGCCCGGGCGACCAUAGUCUCUUCUCUGCUCGUUCGCCCUUCAGUCUCGCGUGGACAACUUACAUGUAGAUUGACUCCAAAGGGGCUGCUAGCUAUCUAUUAUGAACGGUUGUGACUGGAAUGGAUACCCCAAAAUCAGGCUAUCUAGAUGAAAUAAGUGUUAUACCUUGAAGUAAUGAAAGAAGGAGGAAAAUAGACUGAACUCGUAUGUGAGACCUGAAUCCGGAUCAUUUCAUUAAAAUCCUUAUCCAUAUCCACUACACCAUCUAGAGCUCACUGCCGACACCAGGAACUUUUGAUUUACUUUACGAUUUCACGGCAUUGCUCAUUACAUUUUUUUAUUGUUAACCUAACCGUUCAAGAGUGCUUAGCCCUAAUCACUGCACUUCGGUAUUAAACUCUAUACUCAACUCUUUUCUUUACACAACUGUCUCUCUCUGAUAUUCCCACUUUACCUCCGGCAACAAAUUCAAAAAAUUGGUUCUUUACGAGUAGUAUAAAGUUUUGUAACAAUCAUGGUGUCCACCAUGAUUUUUUCUAAUCAGUUCUGUGAAAACUCCAUUUUGUGAAACAGGCCCUCAAAUCAGGAUUUGGAAGAUUAUAACAAGGGUAAAACCUGGAAAUUAAAUCAGACCACAAUUGGCCACAUGUUUCGUGAGCUGCCUAAUUUAACUUCCCCUUGAAAUUUUUGUAUAUAAGACGUGUUCAGAAACUCUAAAGCUGGUCAUUAGUAACAAACGGGACUUCAAAUUAAUCGCUCGCUUUAGCAGUUGGUUAGUUAUUAUUAUUAAUUAUUAUUUAUAUUUUCAUGCGAAAAUACUGAAUUAACUAGAAAAAAUAAAGAAAUUCAUAGGCCAAAAUAGCCAAAAACAGAAGGAUGUUUCUUUCUCAGCCUUCAUGGCAACAAAAAACAACAACAAUAGCUUUAUUUGCAUGGCCAUAAAGGUAUUACAGUAUUGUAAAAGCUACAAGUCUAAAUUUAAUUUCUAAGUCAAACAUUACAGAUAUCAUUCAUUCAUUGAUAUUAAGUUGCUUCUUAAUGCAAUAGCGAUACUCACGCUGACGUCACCUAUUGAUAUCAAAUAAAUGUGUCAACUAGAAGCGCAUUGGUUCAUAAAACAAAAGAUCACCGGCUUUUGAUUCACUCAUUUGUUAUAACAAAAACAGUGUUUGUAAACAUUGAUGUCUCCCUUAAUGUGGAGAGAGUUAGCCCGCGUAACCAGACGCUUUUUUCUGCUCUUGUUUGACCCGCCGAAAAAAGGGCUCAACCUCGGUGUAAGAACCUGUUAUACUCACGGGUGACGUAAACAAAGAAAACAAAGAAGUAAACACAACAGAACCCAGAAAAACAAAAGGUAUACAAAACAAAGGAAAAGUUCACAGGUUCUUACACCGAGGUAAACCCGAAAAAAACCGUCUGCUCCCGCAGGCUAAGUGAGAGUAGGAAGGGACAGUAUAAAGGGGGUUGGUGGUAAGGGUGGGGAAAACAGGCUUUUUAUUCUACCAAAUUUUUCCGGAUUACGGAAUUGGGAUUCCCUCAAAUGGGGCGAGUUGGAUAACGGUUUGCUCAACUGAUGUACCGUACGUGGUUCCGCCGUCGGUUUUUGUACAGGUGGUGAUAAUAAAUGGUUCACUGAUCCUGCGUUUAGGUUUUGUGAUGUUAGUCAGAUUGUUUGAUCUGUCUUCGGGCACAAUUUGAGAACGGCUUUGUCUUGAGUUUAAAGAGCUCUCACGAACGUGAUAAUGGUGGAUUUAACUUGCUUGGUUGCAAACUUGAUUGCUAAUCUUAAGGUAUAAAUCUUAGUGGACGGUGUCAAAAUUUGUUUUGCAUGACAAGUAAAUUUAAAUUCUGUGUGCCACCUCGCCAUUGUAAAUUUUGGAAUAUUUUAAUAUUACAAAAUAAAUGUAUCGUCAUCUAAUUACAAUAUGCAGUCUUCCCACGGUCAGAUUCCUUCACGCUGCGAAGGUUACCAAAACAAUAUCUUGAUAAAUACUGAGUUUGCAUAAGUUGUCAUUUCGACGACGAAAGCUAACGGAUCGAUCCUAACGGCAAGGUAAGGAAAGGUUUGAAUAUUGUAGUUUCUGUUUUAGCAUGAGUGUUCUACUUACUAAAUAGGUCCAAUAUUGCAAUGGAUUUCUAUAAAAUUAGAACUCAUGAACCAAAACAAUGUAACUUAUCGAAAACCACAGAGUUGUUUUAAGUUUUUAAGACCUGUUUGUACAAUUACAGUUGACAUUUUAAAGUUUUUCAUGCACUCCACUUGCAUGCAUGGUCAUGCAUUUGACUUACUUUGAGCAAGUACUGACUGAGUAGUAAUAGCACAAUCAAAAUCCCUAAUGGUGGACUUCAACAUCAUAAUAAGGAACCAUUGUUAAUCACGUUUUUUCCGCCCAUCAAUGUCUGCAUCUUGAUAGAUUUACUAUGAAUUCGAAGCGAUUUGUUAUCUUUUGGUGAGAAUUUAAGGCAAACUUUUGAAACGCAGGAUUUGCCUACAGGUGAGUUAAUUGCUAGCUAUGGUUGCAGUUUUAGGCCCCAAACUUUAAUUAAAGUGAAUAUAGAUCUCAAGAAAAGAUUCCACUACUUCGAGAGCCCACAAAGAGAAAUGAAGGGUGCAUUCCAGAAAGAACUUGAUUAAGGCAAUGUUGUUCACUUUAACUCCAUCGUGACGCGAAUUUUUAUACUUUUCUUAAAGUCUUUAAGGUACUGGUGAAUUCUUACACUAACUUUAUUGGAUUGUUGUACUUGAAUUAAACUUCUUUUUCAACUUUGUAACGGUAUUUCUCCUCUGUAUGCUAAACAAAUGUUUAAGUUACAGGCAAGUCAGUGAAGCCGCAAUUAAGCUAUGAUUGAAUUAAUCUAAAUUCAGUUUGAUUGUCAAAGCAAUGUCAGGGCCUAAUUUUCGUAAUUUUCUUAACAAAUUAUGACUAACACCGGCAUAGCUUAUAACAAUAGCAAAUUUUUGGCUCUUUGUUUUAUUUUUUUUAGGUUGUAAAUUUAACAAGCGUUUAAGGUAGUUAUGACUGAAAUUCUGGUCGACUGCCUGAUAAUCUAAGAUUAAGAAACAUUUUUGUUUAUCACCUCGGGCAACUGGCCACUCAAUUAUUAUAUUCAAAUAUAUUGCACUGUUAUUGUGGUUUCGCCAGGCGGUCAACAAAGGUGUCAAAGUUCAAACAUAUUGCUAAAAAGACAAACAAGUUCAUCACCAGUUAAACAACGACACUGAAGUCUUUGGAGUUAAGAUAUGUAGACCCAAAGUCGGCGAUUUUUGGGUACUGCUUUAAAACCGUAAAGCAUAUAAACAACUUACAAUAAUGGUUAAGUUCGGUUUUUAAAAUACUCUUCAACUCUGCCUAAAAUAAAGAUUUGGUAAAACGGACAACAAAAACGUGCAACCUGUCAUGUUUAGCAACAUCGUGUAACAUGUUUUGCAACAUUGCUUCAAAACGAGUUGAAAAGCGAUGUUUUCCGCUUUAUCGGAAACGAAUAAACCUGUCUUGUAACAAAUCAGGUUGUUGAAGGUUAGGAAAAGUUGUUGCUGAUAUUAAAGUAGUCGACUUUUAACAACACUUUUCGCAACCCACAACAAACUGCUUUGUGCAAGAAAGACAGGUUGAUUUGUGGGGGUAACGCUCGACAUCGCCUUCCAACUCGUUUUGCAGCAAUGUUGCAAAGCAAGUUGCACGUUUUUGUCGCCCGUUUUACUGUACUUUAAAACUACUGUGCGUGUAUAUGUCUAUGGCUUUCGAUAACUGGUCGUAACUGGUAAGAACGUAAAAUGGAUAACAACUUCAAAAAAUUCGACCAAAGCUGCCGAAGCUGGGUUGUUGUGUCGUCAAAUAAAUACCAAAACGGAUCAUGUUUUUCCCUUGGGGGAAUCGUUAUGUACAUUUCUUUUAGGUUCAAGUUUGAACAAAGUAUGUCUUAGGAUCAUCUUAAUUAGUAAACUUAACCGUCUUUAGGAUUUUUACGGUGAGGAAAAACAACCAACCUAAAUUAACCUAAAGUUCAUUGGCUUGCCGCGAGCGCUAAAAAUAAACAUGUAAGCCAAUCAAAAACCUAGUGGGAAAAAACAAGACAGGCUUUUAAAUAAUGGGCCCAUCCUUUCAUAGUAAUAUAUUUGUACGGCUUAUCAACGAAAUUCCUAAAAAGACAGUUGCAAGGAUUAAUAAUCUUCAGUUUUCUUGAUGUCUACAUCUUAAUCAGUUUUUAGCGCUUCAGUUCCGAUGGGUCAUGAUCAGUUGCAAACAAACCCGAGCAGGGUACAUGCCUCACACAUGUAGUACGACACAUUUGCAUUAUAUUGUCAGUUAAAGCAGGUUUUAAUCUUGAAUUCAUCAUUCCAGUUUUGUAGGACUUAGAAAACGAUGGGGAUGAUGUCUCUGGCUUUCGUUCUACUGCUUUGUGCUCCACCCUUAAUAUCAGGUAUGUCAGGGCGUUGUUGGAUUGUCACAGUUUGCUCAUAAUUACACGUGCGUUAGAUACUUAGGACAGUCUCGUUUUUCAGUUUCCCGCAUGGUCACAGUACUGAAUAUUCGGAUAAUUUACGAUACAGUAGGAUAAUUGUCAUACAGUAAAGCACCGUCUAUCUGAUAGUAAACUUGUUUUCGACCUAACAAUCCCUUGAAAAAAAAAAAGAAAAAACAACGCAAUGUAGCGCUUUGAGUCCCGGGGCGGAAGGGGGGGGUUCUCCGCAUAUGAAAGGGGUGGGGAUGCUCGUCGUCUCGCUUAGGGGUGUAAAUUUCGCAUUUUGGUCUCACUUAGGGUCUUCUGGGCAAAACGCCAUCAUAUUUAGCCGUGAAGGCCUCGUUUAAGGGUUGCACGCGAACAAAUAUAAAAAUAUAUAUUUGAUAUGUACAUUUUUAAUUAGUUUUAUUUACUCCAGUCAUAUAAUCCAAGCUUUCUCAUUUGUCUGCGUUUUAACAUGGUCCCUUUUAGGGAUAAAAAAUCUCUUGGGCCACGUCCAGAUCGGUCUCCUUUAGGGGUUUAAUUCAAAAUUGCCGACAAGCAUCCCCACCCCUUUCAUAUGCGGAGUCCCCCCCCCCGGGGCUUUGAGUAUGACUAGCAAAGGGAUACACAAGAGGACUUGAAAAUCAACAGCUCGGACGCUCGGUCGCCUUUGAACACCCUGUUUUAACCCAAUAAAGCAUACGGUAUAUGCCAUACCGUAAUUGGUUCUUCAAUUGGUAGAGGGGACGGGGGCAGAGUUCAUCUUUUUUGAAGGAGCGCUUGUUUUGGAAUUCUCAGUAAAACCUGAAUUUUCUUUCCUCAUUUUAGGACAAUCUAAGCCGCUACCUUCCGUGUACAUCCAAAUGGAUUUCAAAUUCACCUGGAAAGAGUUUUGUCUCUUGAAAACAUACUUCCAGACCAAAAUCUCCGAAUUGAUUGUUCAGAAGAACGGCGAUCUUAUAACAUUGUCGCAAGUACAUCUCAACAAUUUUGAAGAAAACUGCCCUGCGGCAAGGAACAACACAGAGAAGGCAUCCUUGCUGUUUUAUAUAAUAAAGUCGGGUGGAUCCUACCAAGAUGUGGAUAAAGAACUCACCAUACACACGUUCGAGGUUCUCUAUUACUUGGUAGAAAACAAACUUGGACGACUAAUUGGGCCAUUGUUUGAACUGAAGGUAGGUUUACUCUGUUAGGAUUUGGAUGUUUGUUGCUCACGGACAGAGAAAUCAAUCAAUCAUUCAAUUAAAAUAAUAAAGAUUUAGAGAUAUAGAACAUCAACUUUGUGAUUACAGGUAAAAUCCGUUUUCAGGUUUAAGCAGUAUUCAAGUCAGUUUGAUUCGGAUCUUCCUCUGUUUCCUAGCCCUAAUAAUUCAUAGGAGACAAGAAAACGAUGGUUUAACCUAUUCUUGAUCCAACUGAGAUCUGAAAACGUUGACGGUUUGCGAAGUAUGUAAAAAAGCGGAGUACCCAGCGACCCCUCUCCAAGCACGGACCACAGCUAACUACAAACGUAACCCAUAUUUGGCAUUGACGCCAGGCCACACAGUGGUGGGGAGUAAGUAUGCUCAUCCUUUAGCAUUUGCCACUAUCUAGCCAUCUUGACCGAAGAGGCUUGGCUAAUAUAGGAUUUAUGCAGGAACAUUGCGGGAAAUCCCUUGCGGGCAAAGCCAGUGCACUAGUCAUUCAGAAAAGGAUUCGCUUCAUCCUGCCAGCUCGCGGAUAUUUAGCCAUACAAUUAACAAAAUGGUAUAAUUAACAAUUAUUCCCCGAGCCCGAAUGGGCUCUGAGUCAAUAGCCCAUGAGGCCGAAGGCCUCAUGGGCUAUUGACUCAGAGGCCAUGAGGGCGAAAGGUAUAAUUGUUUUAGUAAACUCCAACUAGUUGUUCAAAAAUAUCGAGAAUAAAAAAUUUUUAGCUAGUUAAAGCUAGACUUUAAUCCCUUUUUUGCCGGCAAAAAGCCCGUCUUUUCGCUACUAGGGGGCUAUAACAUAUAGCAUAGUAGUAGCUCAACCAAUCAGAACGCAGCAUUGAUGAUAGGCCACUGGUUGGAUUUUACUAAUGGCUGAUAUACCAAUGGUGACUAAGCCAAUCAGAGCUCUAGAAUUGGAUUAUUCAAUGAUCCAGUUUUUAAUAAUAAAUUAUAUAUAGCUAUUUACGCCGCAAAAGGGUAUGGUUUCGACUCCUUUUGGUCUGAAAUUUGGUAUAGUUUUCCUGUGUUAUGAAUCAGUGGGUGCGAUCACCAAACGACCUAUAAAAAAAGGCACAAACCAAUCAGGCCCACAGCACGACAAGAACACCUACUCAGCUACACAGCGUCCUCAAUAUCAAGAAAUACACAACCUUUUGGGUCUGAAACAAAGUAAGGUUUUCUGCUUUCUGGAAGCAGGGUCUGGAAAUUUUUUGUAUUCUUUCUCUUUCUUUUUUGCAAUCAUUCGUCUUUUUAAGAACACGUUUCAAGUCUGAGAAAUGAUGUUUUCUACAAGGCCUCUGGAAUAUCGGCAUGCGGCAAAAGCGCUGGAUGUUUGUAGACCGCAAUAGACAUAUCAAUUCUCCCAGUAUCUGACAAAACAGCAAUACGUUCAACCGAUAUACAGUCGAAUCUCUCUUAACGGAGACCUCUACAAGACGGACACCUAGAAUUGGUCCCUGCCUUUCGUUAUUCCAUUUAUUUGACUCUCUAUAAGACGGACAUCUCUCUAAGACGGACACUUACUACCGGCCCCAGAGGUGUCCGACUUAGCGAGAGUUGACUGUAUAAUUUAAAAUAUCCUAUUACUUUGCAGAUCGACAGAGUGGAAGCAAAAGGCGCUGACGCUCCCCCAAUGCCUACAGGUUUCACAGAAAUGGAGAGAACGUAUAUCGCUCUUGGAAUAGCAGUCGGCAUCUUAGCCAUCUUCAUAUGUAUCCUCAUUGUAGUGGUAAGUCACCAAUAUAAUAUCUUUAUUUGUCCAGUUUUUAACGGGAUACUGGAGGAUAUUGCUGUUUUAGUCAUUACUUACAGCCUUUACCCUCGCACAAAAUGCAUAAUUAAGAAAUGUAAAACUACCACGUACCAGAAGUCCUUUCUCAUUAGAAGUAGUAGAAUUUGGAAUUGUUUAGCGGAUGAAGUAGAUUUGAGCUCAUCGACCGGCUUAGCUUCCUUUAAAUCGGUUAUUUUUAAUUAUUAUAAGUCCGCGUUAGCUGUUUCCUAUGAUUGUGAAGACCCACGUUCGUUCUAGUCUAUCUGUUUAAAAUGUAAUAGUGCUCUUCCCUUGUCUCGUCCAAUAACUUGUUGUAUGUAGCUGUAGUUUUUCUUGCUUCGCUACGUCUUUAAAUAUUUCCUGGUUUUUUUAGUAUCCGGGCCCGCUGUAUUUGGCCACAGCUAUUGCGGUGUCCCUUGCCAAUCUGUUUUCUGUUUGUUUGUUUUUUUGGCGAAGCUAAUAAAAAAAACACAAACAAACAAAAACAAAAUGCUCCUGAGGAGUCAUAGAAGUGUCUUUCUACAAUAAUUUAGUAAUAUACAAGACUCAUUAUAAAAUCUACCAACUAAAUUUACUUUUUGUCUAUUUUCCAUUAUUCAGUAUUAUACCAAGCAGCAUAUAAACCGAAAGAGAAACCCCCCGAAACACACCACUGGAGAAGAAAAUAAAGGACUAGAAGUCAUUCAAUGCCAACCUCAGAAUGCCAACAAACCUUAUCCCGUUAAUGAGGAAGCGGUAAGUUGGUGACUGGCAUAUAUCGCGCGUUGUUUUAGUUAAGUACCCGGGGGAGGGUGGGGGUAUUCCCUUAUAUGGCCUAUACGGGGAUGUGCCGCUGGACAGGGUUUGGUUUUCGUCCUCUGCUCUGUCCUAAACAAGGUAUAUAAUUUCGCACGAGUCUGAUCUAAACAGGGUAUGUGUCUGUACCUUCAAGACGGAAUGACUGUAACAUGAUUAUCUCAAUCGCAAUUGCCAAUAAAUGGCUUUAAAACAAUACGGCGUGCAUUUUGUCCUUUUUCCUAAACAGGGUAUUAAAAUUGAGGUAGUUGUCCUAAACAGGGUACUAAAAUUGAGGGUGUUGUCCCAAACAAGGUAUGUAUUUUAGGAAUUUUUGUCCUAAAAAGGGUCAGGGUUUCAGACCCUUUGCGGCUCACCUAUACCCAAAUAUAAGAGGUCCCAACGGGGUGGUAGCUUUGACGGUUAAUUUUUUCCAAUUUAGACGGCUGAGGGUCAAAUUAUAAAGCUUUGGACGGCUGACGGUUAUUAAGGAGAAAUUUAUUCAAAGAGUUUAAGUAAAUAUUAAUUUCUGUGCAAAUUAAUAUUAACCUUUGUGUCUUUGGAGGUUGUCUUGGCCUUUCGCUUUUAAAAUUUCGAAAUAUUUUCAGAUGCAGUGAAACCUCUAUUAAGCGGACACCCUCUUUUGUAUAAGCAAGUUGCAAGGUCUUGUAAUGUCUAGAGAGGGUGUUUUUUGAGAAUGUGGGAACUAAGCUUUACACUUAAGAGAUUCUUCUUAGCCAGAAUUCCGUGAAGAUCACCUGAAAUAAUUAAAUUUGAGAUACCUUAAAACUUUUUUAAUCAAAUCUGCAUUUUUGGCGGUUGACAGUAAAACAUAACCUUUUUUUGACGGUUGACGGUUAAAUCUUAGACCGUUUGACGGCUCACUGAGGCCCUGUUAAAAAGGUGCACUCCUCCAGAAAGGGUAUAACGAGCCGCAUGCCAUUCAUACCCGGAAAAGUGAUAAGCUGACUUACAUUUUAUAAUUAUUAUUUGGCUGGUUCCGCGAGAGAGCAAGAUGAAUCUGGUCGUCAAAAUAUAACAAAGUUGUCUAAAGUUUAAGGAGAGGAGGAGACGUAUGUCAUGUCUGAGUUAUAAACAUACAUGCUCACGUUUCGCGUAGUCCCUCCCGUUUGAACAUCCUCGAGAAGCACUACUUAGUGAUGGGAGCUAAUAACGGUAAUUGCUGUAUAAAUGCAGCAGAUGACCGGUGCAAGACCUCGAGAUACCUCUCUGUAGUAAAAUCCAACUAGUUGGUCAAAAAUAUCCUGACAAAACAACUUAAAGCAAGACUUUAAUCCUUUUUUGCCGCCAAAAAUCCGGCGCUUUUCGCUACUAGUGGGCUGUAACAUAUAGCCCAGUAGUUGCUCAACCAGUCAGAACGCAGCAUUGAUAAUAGACCACUAGUUGGAUUUUACUAAUAUGUUUUUGCUGGGGGAAAACAAAAGAAAACAAAACAAAAAAUCAAUAGGUCCCUAACCUGGUUCCGAAGGCCCGUUUAGCGCCUCCCUUUCGCAGUUUCGCGGCUCACAUCCUCCGCUUCCCCGGGAACCAUAAGAAUAACAAAAGAAACCCCCAAGCAAUAGAUCCCUGACCCUACCCCCCAAUCUGCGUUUUACUGACAGUCCUGACACCCUUUAAACUAGGUAUAUAAGUAAUCAAUUAUUUUUAUAUUUUUAUUAUUUUUUUUUCACAGGCACCAAGUGCCGCCGAAACAAAGUUCUAAUGUCACACGGCUACAGCAAGCUGUUGCUCAGUUCUCAGUUGCUCUGGUUUUGUUGCCGUAGCAACAAUAAACUCCAGUGCACUUGGAAUAAGUGAAGUUUACCACAAUCUGAAUAUUUGGAACCUACUUUAGUUAUCACAUAGGACGAAUGUAUCCGCUGGUAAAGUGUUAGGAGGCAGCAAAUCCAUUAAGACCUCCUUUAAAAUUUUCUCCAUUCUGCUUUUUGAAUUCCAGACUUAAUAUUCUUUUUCGGUAGAAUGGAACUUGACAAUAUUCUGUUGGGAAACGUACUGUAUUUCACUCUGUCAACAACAACAACAGCAGCAGCAACAACAACAACGAUUACAAGCUCCGAAGGGUUAUUAAAUG